UGUCUAUACACACACACACACAAAACUAUCUGCUUCAAACAUAUUCACACCAAAACACACACACACACCCUCCAAACCCUUUUCACAUUAAUGGCUAUAUCUCCAAGAAAGCUUAGAAACGAUGUGUAUUCAUACACAUACCAAAAUGACUCAAACACCCCUUUGGUGAUCUCGGUUCUUGCUUCUUUAAUCGAACGAACAUUGGUUAGAAACGAAAGAACCGGUAGGAAAUGUGGUUCCACCAUGUCAAAAACCGGUUCAAAAAUUAGGGUUUUUGAUUGCUAUGAAAGACCGGACAUGAGUAUACUGUCGUAUCUUGAACGGAUUUUUAAGUACACGAAAGCUGGUCCGUCAGUGUAUGUGGUGGCGUACGUGUAUAUCGAUCGGUUUUGUCGAUCACAACCGGAGUUUAGGAUAACUGCAUGGAAUGUUCAUAGGCUUCUUAUUACAACUAUCAUGGUGGCUUCAAAAUAUGUUGAAGACAUGAACUACAGAAAUUCAUAUUUUGCAAGAGUUGGGGGAAUAACAACAAAAGAAAUGAACAAGUUGGAGCUUGAUUUUCUAUUCUUAAUGAAUUUCAAAAUGCAUGUAAAUGUGAGUGUUUUUGAGAGCUAUUGUUGUCAUUUAGAGAGAGAAGUGAGCAUAGGAGGUGGUUACCACAUUGAGAAGACGUUACGCUGCGCUGAAGAACUUAAAUUUCUACAAGUAGAUGAGAGAGGAUAUAAUCAAAUUGCCUGACUUACUUUGUAAAUUAGUUUUUUUUCACCUUACACACUUUUUUAGUAUAUAUGUAACAUGAUACCUUUAUUAGUAUA
Messenger RNA from Helianthus annuus (common sunflower), 815 nucleotides. RefSeq names its product cyclin-U2-2. Gene Ontology annotation, molecular function: protein kinase binding. The record is from RefSeq and is a predicted model, not a curated record. Gene Ontology annotation, biological process: regulation of cyclin-dependent protein serine/threonine kinase activity. Lineage: Eukaryota; Viridiplantae; Streptophyta; Magnoliopsida; Asterales; Asteraceae. The transcript is spliced from 2 exons. Bases 91 to 738 code for a protein of 215 amino acids.